This is a messenger RNA of Penaeus vannamei (Pacific white shrimp), 1817 nucleotides long. RefSeq lists its product as uncharacterized. NCBI's taxonomy places the organism in Eukaryota, Metazoa, Arthropoda, Malacostraca, Decapoda, Penaeidae. The record is from RefSeq and is a predicted model, not a curated record.
UAUGCUAGUUACAUUCAGUAAAAGAAGAAACAUGAUAAAAUUGACAUGAUGUUAUCUGGGAACAGUAAAACGUUUUCAGAACUGAGAAAUCGAAUAUAGUGUUACAAUGUUAAUUACAGUGACGUAUUUUAUAGGUGUUUUUAUAUUUUAAAUAAAUGGGGGAAAUAGUUUCGUUUUAGUGUAAUUUGAAUAAGCAAUUAUAACAGCGAACAUACAAAUACCAACCUUACCAUGUAAUAACUAAGAAAACAAUACAUUCUGAAAAGAAUAUCACAAGUACCCGCCACAAACCAAUGAUAACUUUUAUAAAAUUGAUGAAAAAAAUAUUAAAUUCCAAGAUCGUCCCCCAAACUCCCCCAAAGCCCACUGAAGUGGUAGUAAUAUUGACAAAAACAGGCGUGAGUGGUAGCAUUGAAUUCAAAACAAUUCAAGAUGGCCAGCGUUUGUUCCGGGUGUGAAUGCAACUAUUUCGAGUUCAUUCAGAAAUUCUACAAAAACAACGAAGCCGCCAUAGCGUAUUUACGAGAUCAUGGAGUGUUGCCAUUGGAGGUCAUCUGCCCCCGCUGCAAGAGCACGUGUCAUUACCGAGAAGACAGACACACUUGGUAUUGCGGCGCCUGGACGAAGAUCCCUAAGACCAAGAGGAGGAGACAGUGCUACUACAGCGCAAGUGAUUUUAAAGGCUCCUUCAUCUCUGGUGCCAGAAUCGAGCCGUACAAGAUCGUUUGUUUCGUUAAUCACUGGCUGAGCAAGCAGUGGGAUAAUGAGAUCGUGAAGCAGUGUCUGGGCCUUUCGAAUGUCACCAGGAUAACAUGGCAGACGAAUUGCGCUGAGGUGACCGAGCAUUGGCUGGAUAAUCAGGAGCCCAUUGGUGGGCCAGGCGUUGUGGUGGACAUAGACGAGACCUUGUUUGGGAAGAUGAAGCACGAGGAGGGCAAGUCGCAGAGCCAGAUUUGGGUGUUUGGUGGCAUUGAGCGCGAUAGCAAGAACUACUUCAUUUCCCCGCUUGAAGAACCAUUAACUGAGAAUCUGAUGUCAUUGAUCCUGAAAUAUAUUCUCCCAGGAACUGUCAUUGUGAGUAACAGGUGGAAUGCGUACAGUGCCAUUAGUGACCAUGAUUACGUUCAUCAGGUGAUAAACCACUCAGGGGACUUCGUGGACAAGGAAAACGCCAAAGCCCACACUCAGAGUGUUGAACUAUUGUUUCAUGAUGUCAAGGAAUGGACCAUGAAACCUGGCAGUCGCCCACACUUUUACAAACAUUAUUUAGCUCGGCUCCUAUUUCAGCAGCAGCACACCCAUAGCAGCAUCAAUCACUACUUCUUCCGUGAGGCUGCAAGAAUGUACCCACCAGACUUUGAAACAGAAGAGCCAUCUCCUACUUCAGAUGUAGAUGUCAAGGAGGAAUCCAAUGAUCAUGAGAGCCAGGAAUCCGAAGUGUCAGAUUAAGAUGGAGGAAAUGCAAGAAACGCAGACUGAGGAAAAGGCAACUCGGCAAGAGUGUCGAGCAGAGUUACGUGAAAGAUUCCUAUGGGCCAUUACUUCCUUGGUAGGGAAGGAAGCAACUAUCAAUAUGCAUGAAAAGACACAUGCAAGUGGAAUAUUCCGUGGUAUCGAUAAGGACAUUCUGAGUAUGCAGAUUCAGGAUUUGAAAACCCCUUGCAUUGUCUACCCGCGGGCAAUGAUACGUGUACCUGACUGCAUGACAUUGCAUUUCAAGUUAUAGCACUUGUUAUUGGCCCUUUACCUGCUAGUUAGAUAUAUAUAUAUAUAUGUAUUUGUUAUAUAUAUUUUUUAUUAAAAGAUGAAGAAGUUUA